Pseudocercospora fijiensis CIRAD86 is the source of this 4859-nucleotide messenger RNA. RefSeq lists its product as uncharacterized. The transcript has 16 exons. The record is from RefSeq and is a predicted model, not a curated record. Gene Ontology annotation, biological process: positive regulation of transcription by RNA polymerase II; DNA-templated transcription. Lineage: Eukaryota; Fungi; Ascomycota; Dothideomycetes; Mycosphaerellales; Mycosphaerellaceae. The coding region runs from base 334 to 4635 and encodes 1433 amino acids. Gene Ontology annotation, cellular component: nucleus. Gene Ontology annotation, molecular function: zinc ion binding; sequence-specific DNA binding; DNA-binding transcription factor activity, RNA polymerase II-specific.
ACUGCCUCCGUCGAGAGCUAUGAUGUUCGCAAGUGACUUUGGAAGGUCCUCUCAGCCGUGGACAGCAGUCUUCUGCAACUGCAGUAUGUCGGCGUAGUCUCAAGGUCCUGACUUACCCAGAGUAAGAUCGCACGCCUGACACUUUCUCACAAAUCCCACUCUCUACUUCCUUGUAUCGUACUUGGUAUCCGUUGCCUUGGACUGCGGUCAAAUCUUGCGGUGGGGUGAUGAAUUGGGCCAGUACCGCAGGCGCACAUGCUACGGCUGCUAUGAGCAGGGUCGUUGCCUGCAUGGCUGGGUACUUUCUCAUGUCAGCUUUCCUAGUGAUCUCGAAUGCGUCCUUUCGCUAGUUAUGCAGUCACAAUGUGCAGCAACACAUCAUGGCCGACGUUCACCAAGUCUUCUGCCGCGCUUUUGCUACGUUCGAGGAUCAUCUCCGUCGAGGACAGGCUGACACUGGCCAUCAUUUGUUCGCUUCUCAGUAGUGCUGAAGCUAGGCAGGCUGCCCUCUCGUUCUCCUCUGCAAAUUGGCUAUGCAGCUCUUCAGGCACGGCAUUGGAUAGAGUAUCUGUCUUGGGCAUUCACGCAUUCUCGUCUUUAGCACAGCGUCCAGGUGUGCUGAGAGAUGCUAGCUUCAUUGACAGAGACUGGGAUGGCUUCGAGAUCGGAGGAGGGAAAGAGCCUCCAUUUGAGCCAAACUCAAAUCGAAGGCAAAGCACGCUGUACAUCGUUGAGCGAGAUCUGCACCUGCAUCGUGGCGUGGCGCACGUAGCCGCAUGGGCCUACGACGUCGAGAAAUACUAUGUACCUAAGCAUGACGACAUUGAAGACCCUGGCAGCGUGCGACCGGUGCGGUGCGGUGCGGUGCGGUGCGGUGCGGUGCGGUGCGGUGACGGUGACGGUGACGGUGACCGUGUAAGGACCAGGCCGUCACAAUGGCUGACAGACGUGACGGACGGACAGUUCUGCUCUGCUCGGAGGAAGCGCAUUUCUAAGCUGUGUCUGCGAAUUCACGCUGUGGGCUGGGCUGGGCUGGGCUCAAAACGGAUAGAGAAGCGAGGGAAGGUAAGGCACCCCCGCUCGCAGCGUGGCCAGCGCUUAAGUCCGCACGCAGCGCUGCGACAUCGCCCUAUUGCAGAGCUGAGAACAGCAUGGCGACGCAGGCCUCCUCCUAUCGCGGACGCCUGUGUUGAUGUUGAUUACGACUCCUCCACUGUAUCAUUGGGCUUGCGGUCAUCGGCCGCCGCACCGCACCGCACCUCAAGCGCGAAGAAUGGCAUGGCAUGGCAUGCAGCGCAGCACUACACAUCGCUCAGCUGCGACUUCCACUUUUCUGCUAUCCUCCACUCGCACCUUCUGCACGUCUGUCGCUCUGCCAGGGCUCGGACGAAGCAGAGCCCGCCCGCGGUGCGCUCGCUUGACCUGGUUGCAUUGCCACUGCCUCUGCCUCUGCCACUGCCACUGCCUCUGCCACUGCCACCGGGAUCCACUACUUGGACUUGGACUUGGCUGAAUCCUCUGCCACUCUCCCUCUUCAAGCCCUUCCCUGGCGCUGCACUGCCGUUACAUCGACCCAGACACCGACCAACCGCCAAGCGACAUUCUGAGAACGCCACUCCCACAGCCCGUCCUGAACCUGACUGUGUCUCCUACAUCCUCCUACUUCUGCACCCCUCCCGGCCACAUAUCCCGCGAGACGGCGUUCAAUGCCUGGAGCUCACUACUGCUGGUAGCUGGACUACACUGUCACCCCAUGCGUCGCCUGAAGAAUACGACGAGCAUCUGAGCGAUGCAGAGUCUGGCGAAGAGGAGCAUCAGCAGGAAAUCAAGACGGAGUCCGCCCAGGGCUCUCCUUCAUCGGGUCCAGCUGGCAAAAAUGCGCCACCGGUCAAGGCACCUGGUCCGCGGAAGAAAAUCAAGUGCGAUGGAAAGCAGCCAUGUACUCAUUGCACAGUGUAUAGCUAUGGUAGGUCUGCCAUGAAUUCAGCCCACUUUUACUGCACCUACGAUCAACCGUCCAAUCGACGAAGGAAUCCCGCGCCGCAGUAUGUGGAGAAUCUUGAACAUCGAGUGCAUCGUGCCGAGACACUACUUCACAUUCUCAUACCCAAUCUUGACCUGAACGAUCCUGGCAUUGAUGCCGCCGUCGCCCAGGGCUGGAUUCCUGGAGCACCAGGCAAAGGCAAUGCGGCUGCUGCUGCCGCGGAAUCUCGUCCCGCUCGUCCACCUCCCGCACCAGUGGCCGACAAAAGAUCAGACACCAAUCUAGAGUCCAUGGUCCGCGCCGUGGCUCAGCUCGACAUGGAUGAGACUGGUCACUGGGACUACCACGGCCACUCAUCAGGACUCAGCUUUGUGAGAAGAAUGCGUGAGCAGCUGGGCGAUCUCAUGGGGCCUGACACCAUGGCGACGCCGUUUGUGAAAACAAGGCCCAUGUCGCAAUUGCUCGACUCGCCCAGAUCAGCCGCUGAAUCGCCGCUCGGCGAGAUGUCUCCUGUUAGCACAGAUCUUCCACCGAGAGACACGGCUCGACAGCUCUGCAUGUAUGCCCUGAAUGAUGCCGCUGCGCUUUUGCGUAUGGUGCAUCAGCCUUCGUUUUGGGAAAGCUUCGACAGCAUAUACAGCAAGCCUCCCGAUCAUUACAAUAACGAGGACCAGAAAUUUCUCCCCUUGUUCUACAGCGCUGUUGCACUCGGCAGCCUGUUUGGCAAAGACGACGAAAGUAGCAUAGACCGCGAUGGCUACGAAAGCGCUAUUCAACAGGGCUUCACAUAUUUCAAGACCGCUCGCCAGUUGAUGGACAUUGCUGAUUGUCGAGAUCUCUCUUCCAUCCAAGCAGUCGUCUUCAUGAUUCUGUUCCUUCAAUCGUCAGCAAAGAUGUCGCAAUGCUAUGCUUACGUUGGCGUGGCUCUGAGAUCAGCCUUGAGGAUGGGUUUGCAUCGUGCUGCCGCCGGACGCUUCGACCCCAUCGAGGCGGAAAGCAGAAAGAGAGUGUUCUGGGUCGUGCGCAAAAUGGAUACCUACGUUGGUGCUAUGCUGGGGCUUCCACAGACACUCAGUGACGACGACAUUGAUCAGGAACUUCCAACCGAAGUUGACGACGAGUAUGUCACCAAGGAUGGUAUCUUGGCAAUGCCGGAAGGUGUGGUCUCUUUGACCACUGCCUUCAAUGCUCACACACGCCUGGUGUUGAUACUCCAAAAAAUCGUGCGCGUGAUUUAUCCGAUCAAGGUACAGAGUGCAGAGAGCUCCGCCGACAAGUCGUACUCAAUACCAUUCUCGACAAUCCGUGAGAUCGAGGGUGAACUCGAAGAUUGGAAGAACAGCCUACCGCCAAUUUUGACACCAUGCGACGCGCCUCCUAGGUAUGCGCGAGUUCAACAGCUGCUGCGACUGUCGUAUGCGCACGCGCAAGUCCUUCUCUACCGACCAUUCCUUCAUUUCGUGGCAAUGGAGAAACGCUCGAAACCGGUCGAUCAACGCGCAUACGCAUGCGCCGCUUCGUUUGUGAACGUAUCACGCAAUAUCAUCCACAUUGCGUCGCAGAUGAAACAGAGAGGCUUGCUCAAUGGUGCCUUCUGGUUCAUCAUGUAUACAACCUUCUUUUCCAUUCUCGCGCUUGUGUAUUUCGCCGCUGAGAAUCCCGACAACGCUACCACAGAAGCUGUGAUGAAGGAUGCAAUCGAAGGCAGAGACGUCUUGGCUUCAUUGGCAUCACGUAGCAUGGCUGCUGACAGAUGCACAGCCACAUUGAAUAUCGUGUUUCAAAGGUUACCAGCCUGGAUGCGAGAGGGUCGGCAGAACCCAGGCAUUACCAAGAAGAGGACAUUCGAUGAAGGGCCACAUCAACAAUUUGCAAGUGCGCAAGCUUCGAGAAGUCACCCCGACAUCUCCACGACCGCGCAGGACAUCCCGGGUGCCAAGCGGGCCAGUACGUUUCCAAAAAUGCCAAAUGGCAAUGCAUCGGCAACCGCCUCGCCCUUUGAAGGCUGCUGGUCUCAGUCCGACGCUUCCUCCUAUGGUCCACAGACACCUACCAGCGGAGCUUAUGACUCGAGCGCCUUCUCUGCCGUACAAAAACGAAGUCUCUCACAGCCGAUGGCGACUGGGAUGCAGCAAUACUCAGUUCCACCUAACUUUGCGAAUGCGGCCUUGACAGACCUUUCAACGAUGAUGUUUCCUGCGGCCGAUGAGCCCUUUGUCUACCCGAAUCAACCGCUGACAACCUUUGAGAACAAUCACCAAUACGGCAAGCAGCAGCCAUUUGGAGGCCAGCAGAAUUACGGCGGCAUAGACCACUCCAGCCCUGCUGGUUCGGCAGGUAGGGGUGGUGACGAGAAUAUUGAGGCUCAAUUUUUCACGCUCCCGCCGUAUAUCGAACAGCGCCAACAGCAGCCUCAGCAAAGCCACCCACAGAUGUUCCAGCGAAGCAUGGGAUAUCCUCAGCACAUGGCAUACAGCAACGGACAGCCCGAUAGCUCUGCACCAGCGAUACAAAUGCCUCCACAGGAGCACUGGCCGGGCCAACAAGCGUUUCAGCAGAAUCUUUCCAACAUCGACAUUCACGGCCUGUUCGGCGGGGCUGAAUGGAACCCGAUGAAUAUGAUGCAUUCAGGAUAUCAAAAUCAUCAGUAGGGUUUGCGCGUUAUUGCGCAUGGAACUAACUGGGUGGGAAGAAGGUGUUUCCAGUUUCAAGCAUGGCUUUGGUGUUCCGGGAAAGAGGCAGGCUUGCACAUUGCUCGGUUAUGAUAUAAAGUGAUACCCACGUUUCCUGUACUGCGUUCGCACGGACAUAGAUGGCAGAUUUGUUGUGAUAGCUGUGCGCUGGCGGUCCUGUAGCAUGAUGAAACGAUAUAAAG